AUGAUAAUGCUAUUCAAAGGCAACAGCAGCCGGCUGGAGCACCUCAUCGAGAAAAUUCAGGCUAACAAAGAAAAUCACGACGUCACAUCGGAGGAAUUGAAAGUCAGCCAUGAAGCGUACUUGCCAGGUGACUGGGUGGCGGCUGCUUAUGAGACGCAUUCGGACCAAAUGCCGUUCCGAUGCGAGUUCUGUUCCCGCCUGUUUAAGCACAAGCGAUCCCGCGACCGACACGUCAAGUUGCACACUGGAGACCGCAAGUAUCGAUGUGCGCAUUGCGAAUCUGCCUUCUCUAGAAGUGAUCACUUGAAGAUCCAUCUAAAGACGCACGACAAUCAGAAGCCGUUCCAGUGCACUGUUUGCAACCGCGGGUACAACACGGCUGCGGCGCUGACGUCGCACAUGCAGGGUCACAAACGCGCGCGCGAUGGUCAUGAACCUGAUCGCCGCCGAGCCACGCGCUGUCUUCGCUGCGGCGAUGCCUUCAGGCGACCUGACUUACUACAGGCACAUAUGGUAAAUGCACACGGAGUUGAUGCAGCAGCUAUGACACCUCCACGCAGAAUAGCUUCUCAACCGCCGCCAACUCUCCUAGCUUGCAUCUACUGCACCCGUGAUACAUUCACCAGCAUGGAGCAGCUUCAGCUUCACGUAAGAGCAGCACAUUCUGCUCUACUGAAUGGUGAAACACCUUCUAAUAUAGAUCAACCUGCGCCAACGGAUCUUAGCCUUCGUACUCUUGAGUCUCCCACUAAGCGAUCUGGAUCGGCUAAUGAAAACCUCACCGUAAAGCGCAGAAGGUCGGGCUCAGCGACACCACAGAUUGCACUGUCGCCAAGCACACUUCUUUGCAAUCAAUGUGAUGCAGCUCUACCCGACUUUGAAGCAUUUCGAGCGCACCUCAAAGGACACCUAGAAGAGGGUGGAGAACUGAGAAAUUCGAGUCCAGUGCCGUGUCUUCAAUGCGGGGCGACGUUCGCGGAUGCCGCUGCUUCUGAACGUCACCUCACAGCGCAUUACCUCGCUGUCUCCUGUGAAUACAGUUGCCACAGCUGCGCUCGGAGCUUCUCCACCCCCGACGACCUGCAAAAACAUCUCCUGGAUAUGCAUGCUCACCACCUGUAUCGAUGCUCACUCUGUAAAGAAAUCUUCGACUCGAAAGUGGCGAUUCAGGUGCACUUCGCCGUGGCACACAGUGGUGAAAGCAAAGUGUGGGUAUGCCGCGGAUGCGGCGCGGGCGCGGGCGCGCUGCGAUCGGAGGCGGAGGGCGCAGCACAUGUGCUUGCACGUCACGCGGCGCGCUGCGCGUGCGGCGCUGUUCUAUCGGCUCAGCGCGCAAGACCUCGCGCUUACCGCUGCCCCGUCCCUGCCUGCACAGACACCUUUGCCGUGCAGUAUUUGCUCGAACGACAUAUGCAGGCGCAUCAUACACCACAACCUAGCUUAAAUGGGGAUAUAGCGAGAUCGAAGCGCGUAGAUAAUAACAACGCUCCCGACGGUGCCGACGGCACUUGCUCUCCGUGUAACGUCGGGGCUGAAAGCAACGGCGCGGUGGUUACCGGCAACGACGAAAGACGCCGUAAGAACGGCGCCGUAGCUCUGCAGUGUGCAUAUUGCGGGGAACGUACGCGUAGCCGAGCGGAAUUGGAGGCGCACACUAGGGCGCACUCUGGCGCUGCUGCGGCAAGGCACAAGUGUCUCAUUUGUGAUGAAGUGCUGCCAUCUGCUGCUGUUCUUGCCGAACACAAACUUACACAUUGCAAGGUUGUUGCCGGAGACACGUGUGCAAGAUGCCGCGCCCGUCUGCCGUCCGAAGAAGCGUUCCUGAACCACAUGGCGCGACAUCACCCUGCCUUGCCUGCACCCUGCGUCGUUUGCCGGCAAACGCUGGCGUCUGAGGCCGAGGCCCGUUUGCACGCACGAUUUCAUUUGAGGGUCACAGAGGAUGAGCAGAGAUGCGCCAUUUGCUUACGAGCUCUGCCCGAAGGCGAAGGCGGCGAAGGUGCUCGUGCCUGUUCGUCGUGCUACGCGCGUCACGCCGCGCCUCGACCUCCGCCGCCUACCGACCACGAUUGCCGGUUGUGUCGCCGAGCUCUUGGCUCUCCAACACGUUUGCAGGCACAUCUCAUCGAACACACCUUCGCAGGUAUCGGAGCCUUCACAUGCUACUUAUGUUCGGCAGUGUUCACAAGUGCGUUAGGUCUUCAACGGCACCUGCCCGAGCACGCGACUGCACCACGGCCUUACGACUGUGGCCGAUGUGGCCUUAAGUUCUUCUUUAGGGCAGAGCUUGAUAACCACGCUUUCGUGCAUUUGGAGGAAGCGGAAAUUGCUCAGAGAGCGUUUUACGAGGCUUACGCCAGAGGAGCAGCGUCUGCCUGGGCAGCGUUAGCCCCGCCAAAGGCGCCACCAGCUAGCAGCCCCGUAACAGUAGAGGUUCCAGUUAAAAGGGAGCCUGAGAUAAAGGAGGAACGGACAGACGAAUACAUAGAAGUGUCUUCGCCUCCCCCGCCAGCCCCGCCACCCGUAGCGCCCACUCCACCUCUGGUGGUGAAGCAAGAGAAACCCGAUGAAGACUGAAGCGAUAUCGAGCCAAUUAUAACAAGCAGAGUUUUAUACGCUUCAGCGACAGAUUGGCUAGUUAACAGUGACUGUUGCCAGAUCGAAAAGUUGAUGUAAAAAUAAAAUGUUUGGUUUCACUACAUUGUGUUGUAAAAUAUUAGAAAUUACUGCUAAUUGUGAUGUAUUUUGUUAAGAUCUCAAGCACAUUCCGUGUUAACUUGUCAAACAAACGUUAUCGUCCGAGAUGCGGAUUUCCCGCUGCAAUACUAGAUUACGUCCCGCAAUGUAACUAUUAGCUUAAUUACGUUGUAGUUGAAUAUUAUAUUGUUGAAUUUCCGCGUUUAGAACGCUGUCUUUCUGUAAGUAUAGAGCGUAUUUUUAUGUUGAAUAUCUUUUAUAAUGUUUACACGGCUAUUUGUAUAAAAUGUUAAUUUAAAUAAAUUAUUAUGGUUAGCUUCACUCUUACAAACGUUUGCUUAUAUUUUAAAUCAACACCAAACACA
This is a messenger RNA of Hyposmocoma kahamanoa, 3062 nucleotides long. RefSeq names its product zinc finger protein 423 homolog (gene L). Gene Ontology annotation, cellular component: nucleus. The transcript is spliced from 10 exons. Lineage: Eukaryota; Metazoa; Arthropoda; Insecta; Lepidoptera; Cosmopterigidae. Gene Ontology annotation, molecular function: DNA-binding transcription factor activity, RNA polymerase II-specific; RNA polymerase II transcription regulatory region sequence-specific DNA binding. Gene Ontology annotation, biological process: regulation of transcription by RNA polymerase II. The coding region runs from base 1 to 2577 and encodes 858 amino acids. The record is from RefSeq and is a predicted model, not a curated record.